AUGACUAAUUUUGAUGUUAUUCAAGAGGAAUUAAAAGUUCUUGCUUUUUGGAAGGAGAUUGAUGCUUUUAAAACAUCAUUACAGCUCUCAAAAGGUCGCAAACAGUUCAGUUUUUAUGAUGGGCCACCAUUUGCCACAGGUCUUCCACAUUAUGGGCAUGUUCUUGCUUCUACUAUUAAGGAUAUUGUAACCCGCUACGCACAUAAUACAGGACAUUAUGUUGAUAGAAGAUUUGGUUGGGAUUGUCAUGGUUUACCUGUUGAACAUGAAAUAGAUAAAAAACUUGGAAUUAAUGGAAAAAAUGACGUAAUGGCAAUAGGGAUUGAAAAAUAUAACAGUGAAUGCCGUGCAAUUGUUAUGAGGUAUUCUGAAGAAUGGAGAGAAAAGAUUGAAAGAUUAGGUAGAUGGAUUGAAUUUGAUAAUGAUUACAAGACUCUUGAUACUCUAUUUAUGCAAUCAGUAUGGUAUAUUUUUAAGAAGUUGUAUGAAAAAGAUAGAGUAUAUAGAGGCUUUAAAGUCAUGCCAUAUUCUACAGCAUGCACAACACCUCUUAGUAACUUUGAAGCUCAACAGAACUAUAAAGAAGUUUCUGAUCCGUCUAUUGUUGUAUCAUUUCCUUUAUUGGAAGAUCCAUCUACAUCUUUACUUGCAUGGACGACAACACCUUGGACAUUGCCAUCUCAUCUUAAUUUAUGUGUGAAUCCUGAUUUUGAAUACAUCAAAAUAUAUGAUGAAGCUUCUGGAGAGAAUUUUAUUUUAUUAGAAAAAUGUUUGGGUAUUCUUUAUAAAGAUCCUAAAAAUGCUAAAUUUAGAAAACUGCAAACUAUUAAAGGUGUUGAUAUGAAAGGUUGGAAAUAUGAGCCUCCUUUUUAUUAUUUUUAUGAGCGUUUUAAAGAAAGGGCAUUUAAAAUUCUUUUAGCUCAUUAUGUUACUUCUGAUAAUGGUACUGGAAUUGUUCAUCAAGCUCCGGCAUUUGGUGAGGACGAUUAUAAUGUGGCUUUUGAGAAUGGAAUUAUUGAUGAGGAUUUUCAUCCUCCUUGUCCAUUGGAUGAAAGAGGGAAUUUCACAGUUGAAGUUUCUGAUUUUGCUGGGAUGUAUGUUAAAGAUGCUGAUAAAGCUAUACAGAAAGUUCUUAAACAAAAAAAAAGAUUAGUUGUGCAAACUCAAAUAGUACAUAGUUAUCCAUUUUGCUGGAGAUCUGAUACACCUCUUUUAUAUAGAGUAGUUCCAUCAUGGUUUCUAAAAGUUAAAGAAUAUACAAAAGAUAUGUUAGAAGCUCUUGAAUCAACUAGAUGGGUACCCUCGUUUGUUAAAGAUAAACGUUUUAUAAAUUGGAUUACAAGUUGUAGAGACUGGAAUAUUUCUCGAAAUCGUUAUUGGGGAACUCCUAUACCUUUAUGGGUUUCUGAUGAUUUUGAAGAAAUUGUAUGUAUAGGUUCAAUUUCUGAGCUUGAAGAACUCUCUGGAGAACGAAAUUUGACAGAUAUUCAUCGAGAUAAGAUAGAUCACAUUACAAUUCCUUCUAGAAAGGGAAAGGGUGUUCUUAAAAGAAUAGAAGAAGUGUUUGAUUGUUGGUUUGAAUCUGGAAGUAUGCCUUAUGCAUCUGUGUAUUACCCGUUUCAAAAUUCUGAGAAUUUUAUGGAGAGUUUUCCUGCUGAUUUUAUUGCAGAAGGUCUUGAUCAAACUCGUGGUUGGUUUUAUACCCUUCUCGUUCUCGGCGUUCAAUUAUUUGGAAUUGCUCCUUUCAAAAAUGUUAUUGUUAAUGGAUUAGUCCUUGCUUCUGAUGGGAAAAAAAUGUCAAAACGCCUUAAGAAUUAUCCUGAAUUAUCUAUUGUUUUGGACAAGUAUGGCGCAGAUGCAUUACGAUUGUAUCUUAUUAACUCCCCUGUUGUACGUGCUGAAUCUUUGAAAUUUAAGGAAGAUGGUGUUAAAGAAGUUGUCGCGAAAGUUAUUAUUCCAUGGUGGAAUAGUUAUAAUUUUUUUGAAAUGCAGGUGAAACUACUGAAGAAAACUCAUGAUCUUAACUUUAUGUAUAAUCCUGUUAACGAAGCAAGUAAUAAUGUGAUGGACAUGUGGAUAUUGUCGAGUUGUCAAAGUCUUAUAAGUUUCAUUAAGAAAGAAAUGUCAGAGUAUCGUUUGUAUACAGUUGUACCAGUACUUCUUAAACUUAUUGAGGAUAUGACAAAUUGGUAUAUUAGAUUUAAUAGGCGAAGGUUAAAAGGAGAGUAUGGAAAAGAUGAUACAUUGACUGCAUUAAAUGUACUUUUUGAUGUUUUAUAUACUUUAUGCAGAACAAUGGCGCCUUUUACACCAUUUCUGACAGAAGCUAUUUAUCAAAAUCUUAAGAAAUAUAUUCCAAAGACUACAGAGGAAGAUGUUAGAUCAAUACAUUUUAUUAGUUUUCCAGAUGUUAUAGAAGAGCGUUUUCAGCUUGAUGUUGAAAGAAAAUUUAAUAGAAUGCAAAAAGUAGUUGAUUUAGCACGUAAUCUUAGAGAAAAAAAAUCAAUCGGAUUGAAGGUACCUUUAAAACAGCUUGUUGUAAUACAUCAUGAUGAACAAUAUUUGAAUGAUAUUAAAUCUGUUGAGCAAUAUAUUAAAGAAGAGUUAAAUAUUAGAGAUCUUUUCCUUUCUUCAAACGAAGAAGAAUAUGGUGUUCGAUAUAGUCUUGUAGCAGAUUGGCCUGUGCUUGGUAAAAAGCUUCGAAAAGAUAUUGUUAAAGUAAAGAACUUUUUAUCAAAUGUAACUUUUGAACAAGUCAAAAAAUUUAUGCAGAAUAAAGAAAUUAUUGUUGAUGAUAUUAAAUUAGUUGAAAGCGAUCUUCAGGUUAUACGUGUUCUUGAUUUUGAAAAUGCAAUGUAUUAUCAAACCAAUACUGAUCAAGAUGUUUUUAUCAUUUUAGAUACUAGAAUUUAUCCUGAAUUAAAAACUGAAUAUCUUGUAAGAGAGGUAAUUAAUCGUGUUCAACGUCUUCGCAAGAAAGUUGGUUUACAGGUUAUUGAUGAUAUUCGAAUGGAAUAUGUUAUGAUCGAUGAUUCUAUAGGUUUGGAGGAUGCUAUUUUUCAACAUCAGAUGCUUUUAACCAAAAUUCUUCGUAGGCCUUUAGAAAAAAAUCAAUCAAUAUUACAUGAAAUAGAUCCUAAACAGAUCGUAAGGGAAAAACAGGACGUUCAGGGUGCAACUUUUAUGUUAUCUUUAUUACGAUUAUAA
Pneumocystis murina B123 is the source of this 3207-nucleotide messenger RNA. Its product is annotated as isoleucine-tRNA ligase. Lineage: Eukaryota; Fungi; Ascomycota; Pneumocystomycetes; Pneumocystales; Pneumocystaceae. The record is from RefSeq and is a predicted model, not a curated record. Bases 1 to 3207 code for a protein of 1068 amino acids. The transcript has 13 exons. Gene Ontology annotation, molecular function: ATP binding; aminoacyl-tRNA deacylase activity; tRNA binding. Gene Ontology annotation, biological process: isoleucyl-tRNA aminoacylation.